CAUUGUCUGUGAUUCUAAAGAAAAUAGGCAUACGAUUGCACAAGUUUUUGAUAAGUUGUUUGCCAGUCUAUACUGUCAGGCAGUUAAGUAAGAUUAUUUACAUGCAACUGCAUUGUAAUUGUUCAGUUACAUCCAAGUAAAAGUAUUCUAGUUAUGGCGGUUCGUGUUCAAUUUGAAAAUAAUAAUGAGGUUGGAGUUUUCUCCAAACUGACGAAUUCAUAUUGCCUCGUUGCAAUAGGGGGAUCAGAGAACUUUUACAGUGUAUUUGAAGCAGAACUUGCUGACACAGUCCCAGUGAUACAUGCUUCAGUUGCUGGUUGUCGUAUAAUUGGACGAAUGUGUGUUGGAAACAAGAAUGGACUUCUAGUUCCCAACUCUACCACAGACACAGAGCUGCAGCACUUGAGGAACUCUCUUCCAGACACAGUUUGUGUGCAGCGUGUCGAGGAACGGUUGUCAGCACUGGGCAAUGUGGUGGCAUGCAAUGACUAUGUUGCUCUUGUGCAUCCUGACUUGGACAGGGAAACAGAGGAGAUUCUGGCUGAUGUUCUCAAGGUUGAAGUGUUCCGUCAGACAGUUGCAUCAAAUGUUCUGGUUGGUUCCUACUGCAUCCUCUCAAACCAGGGAGGGUUGGUGCACCCACACACAUCUGUUCAGGACCAGGAUGAGUUGUCCUCAUUGCUUCAAGUUCCGCUUGUUGCAGGCACAGUUAACCGAGGCUCUGAGGUGAUUGCUGCAGGCAUGGUAGUGAAUGACUGGUGCUCCUUCUGUGGCAUGGAUACAACAUCAACAGAGUUGUCUGUGAUAGAGAGCAUCUUCAAGUUGAAUGAAGCACAACCAUCUGCCAUAGCAACCACUAUGCGGGCAUCCCUCAUUGAAAGUAUGUCGUGAUGUGGCAAGGCAUUAUGGUAAGUGCACCUGAACCUGCUGGAGGUUUCAUCAACUAAGAAAUAACAUAAGAUGGAGAGAUUGAAAAUAAAAUUAAUUCUGACAUGUUAGGAAAGAGAAGAGCAUUUGCAAGAAGAUACCACAUGUGCAGUUUUGUGUGUGUGUAUACAUACAAGCACAAAUGAGUCUUUAUAAGUAAUUGAUUUUAUCUUGUUAUACCAGUUAUCUUAGUAGCUCAGUCUACAAAUAUAUCUUUUAUGUUUAGGAUUGAGUUUUUUAUGUUGAUACUGGUAUAAAUGGUUUUUGUACAAAGUUACUGUGUGUUGGUGCUAAAUUAUAGAAGAUAUCACUGAUUGAAGGCAGUGUUUUUAUUUUGAUGACUUCUGGAUUAUAUGAUGCCUACUUUUAGUUUAAGUCAGAAGAAAAGUUAAGUGUAACUUAGUGGGUCAAGAAAUUCCCUUCUUUUAUUGAA
Zootermopsis nevadensis is the source of this 1360-nucleotide messenger RNA. RefSeq names its product eukaryotic translation initiation factor 6 (gene eIF6). Gene Ontology annotation, biological process: cytosolic ribosome assembly. NCBI's taxonomy places the organism in Eukaryota, Metazoa, Arthropoda, Insecta, Blattodea, Termopsidae. Gene Ontology annotation, molecular function: ribosome binding. The record is from RefSeq and is a predicted model, not a curated record.